CUUUCCAAAGGAAGGGUCAAAACAUCAUUUACUUGUAUUAGCUGCUGUUCCGUUGUCGGAGUGAUAUAAAGCCCUCACCAAAAGUCGCACAGCUCGGAUCAAUCAAACCCCUCUUUUUUCUUUUUUAUUCAAAAGCCCUUUACCCUCAUUAUCCCCAAAUUCUCCUUCUCUCGAUUUUGGAAACCCUUGUGUGAUCAAUGCUCCAUUUCUCCAAACCCUAGACAUGGUUGCUUUUGAUCCUCGUUAAAUUUCAUCUGUUUGUAUAGUGUUUUUGUAAUGAACAGUUCCACAGAAACAGCUAUGGAUGUUUUUGAGUUCAAAGCAGAGGAGCAGCAGCCUUCCGAAAUCGAGGCUAAUAGGUUUUGCAGCAACUUUACAAUCGCUCAAAAUGGUGCGCUAGGAACCAAUAUUAACUCGAAGGGGACUGGUGAUGAACCAUCUGAAGACAUUGAAGCAGCUGACAGUGAUUUCAAUGGUAACCGUGCUCUCUCAAGUCUGGAUGCAGAAGGUUGCAGUGAUGAGAGAAUGCUGAGGUUGGGUAGCAUGCCAAAAAUUGCUUCAACAAACAAAAGACGAUAUCCCCAUAGAGAGCCUAACAAUUGCAUAGGUGGAAGUUUCUUGGAAGGCAGUUCAUAUAGCGGGACAGCUUUUCAAGAGAUUUUCUCUGGAUCUCCUUCCAACGAUGAAUCAGUUGGUGCGGUUUCUGAUGAUGAUGAAAGCACAAGUGAGGAAUCGGCAUCUGCAUCAUACUCAUCUGCUACUCCAGAAAAUCAUGAAAUCUUAGAUGGACCAUUAUCAAAUCACCACUUUGACCACUGGGGAAUGUUUGAAAACAGCCCAAUCGUUUUCUGUCCCGAUUAUCUCAAUUAUCGAGGAACAUCCUACGUAGUGACAGAUACUACAGUAACCUUUUCCAGUAACUGUGUUGAGGUCAAAGGUUCAACAAGGAAUGAGAAUUCAGGAGCUUUUUGCAUUCGCUUUGAAGUUGAAGACAUAAUCCAAAUUCAACCACGUUUGUCAGGGAGGUUUGACGUAGCUGUGUUUAAGAUCCAUGUAAAUAAAAGAUCAACAACACAAGGUGAAGAUGCUCAUGAGACUUCUGUUCUUAAUGUCAAAGGUAUUGAGGAGGUGGAGUUUGCUGUUAAUGAUUUUGACUUGUCUGAGAAAUGUGAAGCAAUUCAAUCAUUGGAUGUCUACAAGGCAGUAUGGAACUACCACAAUGAGAAUGAAGAAUGCAGGGAGAAUUCAUAUGAGGAAACAUCAAAUCAGCGACCUAAGAAAUAUUUUCCAAGUUACGGUGAGCCGCUUGAAGAAGUUAUUUAUCCUAAAGGGGAUCCUGAUGCUAUUUGCAUUAGUAAGAGGGACUUCGAUCUUCUGGCACCAGAUACAUUUGUCAAUGAUACAAUUAUUGAUUUCUACAUAAUGUAUUUAAAGAACGGAAUUCCACCAGAAAAAAGACCACGAUACCAUUUCUUCAACUGUUUCUUCUUUCGAAAGUUGGCUGAUAUGGAUAAAGAUCCAAACAGUGCAUUUGAUGGCCAUGCUGCUUUUUUGCGUGUCCGUAAGUGGACAAGGAAAGUGAACUUAUUUGAUAAGGACUUUGUAUUCAUUCCGGUAAAUUACAAUUAUCACUGGAGUCUGAUUGUCAUAUGCCAUCCUGGUGAAGUGGCUAACUUUACAGAUGAUAAUACUGCAGCGAGCUCAGUCAGAGUACCAUGUAUAUUACACAUGGACUCUUUUAGGGGAAGUCAUGUGGGUCUCAAAGAUCUUAUUCAAAGCUACCUUUGUGAGGAGUGGAGAGAGAGGACAAAGGAAACGUCUGAUGUUGUCUCUUCAAAUUUUCGAAAUUUGAGAUUUCUCAGUCUUGAGCUACCGCAACAGCAAAAUCUAUCGGACUGUGGCCUUUUUUUACUACACUACGUGGAGAGUUUUUUGGAGGAAGAUCCUGCUGGCAUCAGUCCAUACAGUAUAAAGAACUACCACAAUGAAUUUCUCAGCACAAACUGGUUUCAACCUCAUGAGCCUUCUAUAAAGCGAAGUGCAAUUCAAAGACUGAUCAGUAAUCUCCUCCAGAAUCUUUCUCUCGAAAAUUCUCCCUCUUGUGUGAGUAAUAGUUGCUAUCCUGAAGGUGGUCUCAAGACAAGCAAUGAUGAUGAAAAUGCUUUAGAAUUAGUGGCUGAUCAACUUGGUUCAUCAAAGAGUUCAGACAAUUUACCGCGUUCUCAAGCUAUUGAGAUAAACCCAUUUCCUACUUCCUCUAUCAGGGAUGUUUGUACUAGUGCUUCAGGCUUUGUUUUAAAUGAUUCUUUUGAGUCUGAAUCUGACGAAGAACCUUUACUUGACAUGGGUUUUGGUCACUCAGCAUCUUUUAAUGAGUUCAGGAGUUCAUUACCACCAAUACAGGAAGAGCUAGAACCUGGAGAUCAUCUUGUGUACACAGCAACUGACACAGGCCUCCAGCAUCUGGGUGGGAAUGGAUCUGAACCCUGUGCCUUUUCAUUUUCAUCUGGGUCUCUUGUUGCGGGAACUUCCUGGAUCCCAGGUGUAUCAGUUGUCCAAGAUGUGGAUGAGGAAUUGGACUCAUCACCAACUACUUCAGUCCGUGACACCAAGAAUCCAUUAGAAGUUGAGGUUGUAGAACUGUGCAAAGUAGAUCGAAAUAUGAGUUCAGAUGAGAAAAUAGAUCAUCCAAAGUCGAGUAUUGAUUGUUUGGUUGAUGGACAUGCCACUCCUGGCGAGCUGCUGGACAUCACUUUGGCACAAUGCUCGAUUGAGACUCAUGAUAACAGUGGUACUGGUCUUGUCACCUCCGGUGAGGAGAACCCAUAUGAUAUCCAUGGAAAUGUCAACCUUGCCUGUAAAAGCUUGUUGCUCAUUGGUAGUGGUUCUGGCUCAGAAGCAGAUCCUGAACACAAUGUGAAAAGGAGGCGGCUUACAGCCUUGGACGAAGAGGAAGUUGCAUUUAGAAGUAGUUUGACACAUGAUCUGCAUUUGUAGAUUUGACCUAUGGAAGUCUUAUCAAGCAUUCUUUGCUCUCAUGGCACUAGGAAUACAAGAAUAUUAUUUGGUAGCUGCAUACUCCAUACUGUGAAUAGAUUUUCUGUACACCCGCCAUCUGAAUUUUUGUAAAUGCUCUUAAUCGGGGUUUUAGUUGCAUCCAUUUAGGGACCUCUUUGGACUAAUCAUGAUUGCUGUCUUGUUUUAGUUUCUCAUCAAUGUGAUGCUAACGUACUUAUUUA
This is a messenger RNA of Solanum dulcamara, 3239 nucleotides long. Its product is annotated as probable ubiquitin-like-specific protease 2B. Gene Ontology annotation, biological process: proteolysis. Lineage: Eukaryota; Viridiplantae; Streptophyta; Magnoliopsida; Solanales; Solanaceae. The coding region runs from base 277 to 2997 and encodes 906 amino acids. Gene Ontology annotation, molecular function: cysteine-type peptidase activity. The transcript has 16 exons. The record is from RefSeq and is a predicted model, not a curated record.